This is a messenger RNA of Ostertagia ostertagi, 426 nucleotides long. Lineage: Eukaryota; Metazoa; Nematoda; Chromadorea; Rhabditida; Trichostrongylidae. The record is from the annotation of a GenBank genome assembly.
AUGUCUACAAUUGAUUUGUUUGGAAAUCGUAACCCGAUUUUCAACUACAUGCCAAAUCCUGGCCACAUUGACCCAUCGCUUCUUGAUCAACGCGAAAAAUACACGGAUCUCCGAGAGGAGGAAGGUUGGUGGCACUUGUUUCCCUAUGGGCCACUCUACAACGAUGCGAAUCUACUGAACAAACCUCAUCACGAUCGUCAAAUCGAUUUCGACUUCGAUUUUCCUUUCUAUGGAUUUCGAUUCAAUUACACCAUGAUUUACCCGAACGGACUGCUUGCUUUCUCCGAUCCAGAGUUUAUUCAGCCGCCAUACACUUUUCCGAAUCCUCGAUGGCCAGAACAAAAGGAUGCAUCGUUUAUUGCAGCAUUUUAUGCUGAUCAAAUUUUUCAAUUCGUUGGUGAACGUGGAAUUUCAAAUGUGUGGUAU